Messenger RNA from Ylistrum balloti, 1853 nucleotides. RefSeq names its product calcium-dependent protein kinase C-like. Gene Ontology annotation, biological process: protein phosphorylation. Lineage: Eukaryota; Metazoa; Mollusca; Bivalvia; Pectinida; Pectinidae. The record is from RefSeq and is a predicted model, not a curated record. The transcript has 15 exons. The annotation marks the transcript as partial. Gene Ontology annotation, molecular function: zinc ion binding; diacylglycerol-dependent serine/threonine kinase activity; ATP binding.
AUUUUGUGAAUACUUGUGAUGUGUCAUCAUCCACUUUACAGACAUUUAUUGAUAGGGUUGAAGUGUGCAGUUUUGUUGUCCACAAGCGGUGCCAUGAGUUUGUUUCAUUCACUUGUCCAGGAGCAGAUGUGGGACCCGAUUCAGAUUCCACAAAUUCGCACAAGUUCAAACUGCACACCUAUGGAAGUCCUACAUUUUGUGACCAUUGUGGAUCUCUGCUUUACGGUCUUAUUCACCAAGGACUUAAGUGUGAUGCAUGUGAUAUGAACGUCCAUAAAAGAUGUGAAAAGAAUGUGCCAAAACUGUGCGGUAUGGACCACACGGAGAGAAGAGGUCGCAUCUGCAUCAAAGUCCACAUGGAUGGCCAGAAAAUGGUCGCGUUGGUUAGAGAAGCUAGGAACUUAAUACCAAUGGACCCAAACGGCCUAGCUGAUCCAUAUGUGAAGGUCAAAGUGAUUCCAGUUGAGUCCUCAAAAGGAAGCAAGCAGAAGACCAAAACACAAAAAGCAACACUUAAUCCUGUUUGGAAUGAAUCAUUUAGCAUUGAGUUGCUUCCAGAGGACCAUUCCAAGAGGCUUUCGUUUGAGGUUUGGGACUGGGACCGGACCUCAAGAAACGAUUUCAUGGGCUCAUUGUCAUUUGGGGUUUCUGAGUUGAUGAAGGAACCUAUUGAUGGCUGGUACAAGUUACUGAGCCAGGAAGAGGGAGAGUUUUAUGGCAUUCCUGUCACGGAUGAUGUUGUCAACGACAUGAUAGAGAUUAACAAAAAAAUGGAGAAACCAAUAUUACAAAAAGAUGUCUCACCCCAUGUGGAUAUUUCCAAAAACAUGAGCAAGCAUGACACAGUACGCCAGACAGAUUUCAACUUCCUUACUGUGCUAGGCAAGGGCAGUUUUGGCAAGGUAGUUUUAGCAGAAAGGAAAGGAACAGAUGAACUAUAUGCUGUAAAAAUUCUGAAGAAAGAUGUCAUCAUUCAAGACGAUGAUGUGGAAUGUACAAUGAUAGAAAAACGAGUCCUUGCACUUCCGAAUAAACCACCAUUCCUAGUACAACUACACUCCUGUUUCCAAACAAUGGAUCGUCUGUAUUUUGUGAUGGAGUAUGUAAAUGGAGGUGACCUUAUGUAUAGAAUUCAACAAGAAGGAAAGUUCAAGGAGCCUAUUGCAGUGUUCUAUGCAGCAGAAAUUGCUAUUGGACUGUUCUACUUACACAAGCAAGGCAUAAUCUACAGGGAUCUUAAGCUAGACAAUGUCAUGUUAGAUGCCGAUGGACACAUAAAAAUUGCAGAUUUCGGAAUGUGCAAAGAAAAUAUUUUGGGAGACAAAAACACUCGAACAUUCUGUGGCACACCUGAUUACAUUGCCCCAGAAAUAGUUUUAUAUCAGCCCUAUGGUAAAUCUGUAGACUGGUGGGCUUAUGGAGUGCUGCUGUAUGAAAUGUUAGCAGGACAGCCUCCAUUUGAUGGUGAAGACGAAGAAGAGCUCUUCACAUCAAUCACAGAUCACAAUGUAUCCUACCCCAAGUCUAUGUCCAAGGAGGCUGUGUCCCUCUGCAAGGCACUACUGACAAAGAACCCUUCCAAGCGUCUCGGCUGUGGGCCAAAUGGUGAACGAGACAUCCAAGACCACUCUUUCUUCAAGAGGGUCGUGUGGGAUAAGAUCCAGAGUAGGAAUGUACAGCCCCCUUACAAGCCAAAGAUUAAAACAAAGAAAGAUGUCAGUAACUUUGAUCGUGAGUUUACCAGCGAAGCCCUUAAGAUGACUCCUACAGACAAGUUGUUCAUUAUGAACUUGGACCAAACAGAAUUCACCGGUUUCUCUUUUGUCAACCCAGAGUAUAUCGUCACUGUUUGA